Molecule: messenger RNA, 837 nt
Organism: Saprolegnia diclina VS20
Lineage: Eukaryota; Oomycota; Saprolegniomycetes; Saprolegniales; Saprolegniaceae
Exons: 4
Coding region: 26-766 (246 amino acids)
Biological process (GO): lipid metabolic process
Molecular function (GO): oxidoreductase activity, acting on the CH-CH group of donors
Source: RefSeq, a predicted model, not a curated record
UUUGCACUUGCGAUCCCACCCGAUUAUGGAGGCCCUCUACGUGCGCUACGUCAUUCCGCUCAAGAACUACCUCAUGUUCGACUGCCUUGGCGGUCCGCGCCCGCUCCAGCUGCGCUACGUCAUCAACCUCCAGAAAGGCGGCACGUUUCCCGCCAUGCUCUUCCUCAUGUAUUAUUUCGACAAUUGGUCGAUGGCCGCCUACCUCUACACAGCUAAUCAUGGCUCGUACGGCCUUGUGUGGCUACUCAAGGACCUCAUUUUGCCCGACAAGGCGUGGACACCGUACAUCACGAUCCCGUCGACAAUCGUGACCGCGCUUGUCCUCGUUGGGUACUGGGGCGCCGGGUACAUUGUGAUUGCGCACCGCGUCGAGGUCUCACCGGGCCUCGCGUGCCUCUGCACGACCAUGAACAUCCUCGGGACUGUGCUCAUGAUUGGCGCCGACACGCAAAAGUUCUUUCAGCUCAAAUACAAGCCCGGCUUGAUCGAGGACGGCUGGGUCACGUGGAGCCGCAACACCAACUACCUCGGCGAAAUGAUGCUCUACUUGUCCUUCGCGCUCUUGGCUCGCCACUUGUUUCCGUUUGCCGUCCUCGCUCUCAUAUGGAGCCUUCUCUUCCUCUCCAACAUGACGACCAAAGAACUCUCGUUCCGCAACAAGGAAGGUGGCCCGGCGUACAUGGCCCGCACGGGCUUUCUCAUUCCCAAUGUUGGUGGGUGGUUGUCGCGCUUCAUGGCGCCAAUGCCCAAGGCGCGCACGAGUUAAGGUCCCGGUCCAAAAAUAAUUUGCCAUUUCAUGCAUUUGUACUUGCCCUAAUGGGACAUUUUUCUCAACAA